Molecule: messenger RNA, 2215 nt
Organism: Alosa sapidissima (American shad)
Lineage: Eukaryota; Metazoa; Chordata; Actinopteri; Clupeiformes; Clupeidae
Gene: vsx2
Product: visual system homeobox 2
Exons: 5
Coding region: 7-1257 (416 amino acids)
Biological process (GO): regulation of transcription by RNA polymerase II
Cellular component (GO): nucleus
Molecular function (GO): sequence-specific double-stranded DNA binding; DNA-binding transcription factor activity, RNA polymerase II-specific
Source: RefSeq, a predicted model, not a curated record
GUGUGUAUGUGUGUGUGUGAGCUGAAGAAAGGGAAUAUCCUCCGAGGCGUCAUGACGGGAAAGGAAGGGGCCGUGUUGACGGAAAGUUUAAACAAAUCGAAAACAGCUUGCCCCGCAGAGAUCGGAGGAAAUAACGGCCUACAACAGUCCAAAAUAAUCGCAACACAGCCGCCCAGAUGCACGGGAUUCGGUAUCCAGGAGAUUCUUGGGCUAAAUAAAGAGCCGUCGUCUAACCCGCGGAGCGCGCUGGAAUCUCUGCCCACGGGGGCGCACCUGCUGGCCGCCAGGUCUAUGCUGGGGCAUGGGGUCGGGGUUGGGAUGGGAUUAAUUGGCCCAGGAGGCAUCCCCUCGUUUUACAGCCAACCGGCGUUUUUGGAGGUCCUGUCAGACGCACAGAACGUCCACCUGCAGCCUCUGAACCGGACUGUAGGGCAGCUGGACUGCAGCCAGUCCGCCAGCUCAGAUUCGGAGGAUGUCUCCUCCAGUGAAAAGAAGCUAUCCAAGUCUUCCAUGAGCCAGAGUAAGAAAAGGAAGAAGCGGCGACACCGAACGAUCUUUACAUCUUACCAGCUGGAAGAGUUGGAGAAAGCCUUUAAUGAAGCGCACUACCCAGACGUCUAUGCGCGUGAGAUGCUCGCCAUGAAGACGGAGCUUCCAGAGGACAGAAUCCAGGUUUGGUUCCAAAACCGACGAGCCAAGUGGAGGAAGCGGGAGAAAUGCUGGGGUCGCAGCAGCGUCAUGGCGGAGUACGGUCUCUACGGUGCCAUGGUGCGCCACUCCAUCCCCCUGCCCGAGUCCAUCCUCAAGUCGGCCAAGGACGGCAUCAUGGACUCCUGUGCCCCCUGGCUGCUGGUUCAAGAGGGCUUGCCAAUCAACAGCCGCUUUUCUAAAUCCGCCUACCCACAAUUCUUUGCAGGGAUGCACAAGAAGUCGAUCGAGUCACAGACGGGGGGGAAGCCGGACGCGGUGGCGCAGCCGCCCUCAGCCAAUCAGAAGCUGGGGGUGGAGUCGGAGGCGGGCGACGUGGCGGACGAGCGGACGGGGAGGAGCGCGUCUCCCAUCUCCAAGGAGGAGCUGAGGGAGAACAGCAUCGCCGCGCUCAGGGCCAAAGCACAGGAGCACAGCGCCAAGGUGUUGGGGACCGUCCCCUGCGGCGACAGACUCGAACGCAAACAGGAGCCCAAGGCCGCGAGCGCCGCCUCGGAGGAGAAGGACGGCGAGCGGAUAGACCCCCGUGCAGACCCCAAGAGCCCGUAGACACGCCGACACACUCGCCCUGAGCCGUUGCCUCUCCGGGACUCUGUUCUCUGUUGCACCCUGACACACCAGUGCUGCCAUCUGAUCUAAACUCGACUCUAUUCACAGAGCUCAUCCAGGUCUCUGUCUCUGUCCCUGUCAGUUCUCUCCUGUUGACCAGUGUCUGUGAAGAGCAGGUUUAUCCUGUCCAUUCUCUGUCCAUUCAUUCAUACUUGUCAGGACUGGGCGUUUCUAAAUUAUAUCACAUUACAGCAACAGAAUAGCCAUGAUCACACACUCACACAUUGAUACAUAACAAUGGAAGAUAGCAAUGAUAAUGCACACAACAGAUGAUGGGAAAUCAUAAGCUACUUCAUAAGUAUACAUGCUGUUGUGGAUUUAGGCUAAUCUCUGCAUAAUGUUGGUGGCAUAUUGGUAAUCAUUGGCUCAAAUUCUACAUUAUAUUCUCUAGAAUUACAUGUCAUAUGGGCGUAUAUUUGAUGCUCCUUAAUCUUAUGUGGUCCCUAUAGGAGGACCAAUUUGUCUCACAAAUAUGUCUCGUUUUAAAAGGGCAGUCUCCGAUUCUACUGCAAGACUUUUUUCAUUUUUGUUUCUUUAAUCAAAUUCAGAUUGGUCUUCACAGCCUUAGCUCCCCGCUAAGUGUAUAUGCUAGAAACAAUCUGAUUGUCACGCACAGUGAUGACAGAGUCAAUGGGAAACAAACAAACAAACAUAGAGGUUUGGACUGAGCCAUGAACAAUUUCAGCCAAUCAGCACCUUGCUUCAGGAGCAUGGAUGGGAGGGGCUAUUGAUUGGAUUGGCCGUUGAACUCAAAUAUCAACAAAGAGAGCAGAAGGUGUUCUGUAUUUUUUGUGAAGUAUCUGUCACUUUCAAAGGCCCAGAAUUGCUUUCACGCAUUGUUUUUGGGGUGCAACAGUAGUGUACAUUUUGUAAAUAAUAAUAGUCAGCUACAGUAAUG